AAGCGAGGCAACCUACCAAAGGAUGUGAUCGUCAUCCUAAAGGAAUGGUUACAGGAACAUUCAGGACACCCUUAUCCGACAGAGGAAGAAAAGAAGCUGCUUGUACAAAGAACCAAUCUUUCGCUAAAUCAGAUCAGUAACUGGUUUAUCAAUGCUCGACGACGA
Messenger RNA from Rhizopus microsporus ATCC 52813, 165 nucleotides. RefSeq lists its product as uncharacterized. Gene Ontology annotation, biological process: regulation of transcription by RNA polymerase II. The annotation marks the transcript as partial. Gene Ontology annotation, molecular function: RNA polymerase II cis-regulatory region sequence-specific DNA binding; DNA-binding transcription factor activity, RNA polymerase II-specific. NCBI's taxonomy places the organism in Eukaryota, Fungi, Mucoromycota, Mucoromycetes, Mucorales, Rhizopodaceae. The record is from RefSeq and is a predicted model, not a curated record. The transcript has a single exon.